GUAUACUUCCAUAUCAUCGCAGCGAACGAGACAUACGAGGGCGGUUGGAUUCCAAACUAUCAGAUCAAGGCCCAGGUCGAUAGGUUGAAUACCGACUUCAAUACUACAGGAAUCUCGUUCAAUUACAGGAACACUUCCCGUAUCUUGAACGCAGAUUGGUUUGAGAACGUUUACCCUGGCUCACCUCAAGAACAAGAGCUCAAACGGGCAUAUCGGCAAGGCGAUGCUACCACUCUCAACAUCUACACCGCCGGAUUCAACAGGACGAACCCCUCACUGGGAUACGGCUCCAUGCCCUCCAAGUACUUCAAAGACCCAAUCAGUGACGGUGUCAUUGUCCGGUACUCCACCUUCCCUGGCGGUGAACGCAAGAACUACAACCUCGGCCGAACGACGGUGCAUGAGGUUGGACAUUGGUUCGGGCUUUACCACACGUUCGAAGGGGAUGGGUGUGAUGGUGUUGGGGACAACGUCGCAGACACGGCCCCGGAAGCUUCAGGUGCGGAAGGGUGCCCUGUUGGCAGGAAUACUUGCCCGGGAGGUCCACCGGAUCCUAUUCACAACUAUAUGGAUUACUCUUUCGAUUUGUGUAUGAGAGAGUUCACGAAGGGUCAAGCGGUCAGGAUGCACGAGGCCAUACGAGCCUUCAGA
Molecule: messenger RNA, 651 nt
Organism: Laccaria bicolor S238N-H82
Lineage: Eukaryota; Fungi; Basidiomycota; Agaricomycetes; Agaricales; Hydnangiaceae
Exons: 4
Molecular function (GO): metallopeptidase activity
Source: RefSeq, a predicted model, not a curated record